This is a messenger RNA of Gossypium raimondii (Peruvian cotton), 3005 nucleotides long. RefSeq names its product respiratory burst oxidase homolog protein C. The record is from RefSeq and is a predicted model, not a curated record. Lineage: Eukaryota; Viridiplantae; Streptophyta; Magnoliopsida; Malvales; Malvaceae. Gene Ontology annotation, molecular function: NAD(P)H oxidase H2O2-forming activity; calcium ion binding; peroxidase activity. Gene Ontology annotation, cellular component: plasma membrane. The transcript has 11 exons. The coding region runs from base 123 to 2846 and encodes 907 amino acids.
UUCAAGCUCUCUCUCUCUCUAUAUAUAUACAUGCACCAUAGCACUUGCAUCUCUUAAAACUUGCAGACCCUUCAUUUUUCUUCUGGUUUUCAAUCCAUUGGCAGCAUUAAGUGUUGAAGAAUAUGAGUUCAGAGGAUUUAGGGACUGAUAAAGUUCCCCAUAGUGGUCCAUUAAGUGGACCUUUAAACAAAAGGGUACCAAGGAAAAGUGCUCGGUUCAACGUCCCGGAUUCGAGCUCAUCGAAAGACGAUGGCUACGUUGAGAUUACCCUCGAUGUUUGCGAUGAUUCGGUGGCGGUUCAUAGUUUAAAAGCUGCAAAUGGAGACGAUUUGGAACAAGACCCAGAGUUGGCUUUGCUUGCCAAAGGUCUUGAGAAGCGAACUACUUUGGGUUCAUUAAUGGCGAGGAAUGCUUCGGCUAAGAUUAGGCAAGUGAGUCAUGAAUUGAAGCGUUUAACAUCGUUCGCCAAGAAGCCAGCUCGGUUCGAUCGGACGAAAUCCGCAGCGGCUCAUGCUUUGACAGGACUUAAGUUCAUAAGCAAGACUGAUGGUGGACAUGGAUGGGCAGCUGUUGAAAAACGGUUUGAUGAAAUUACUGGUUCGAACAAUGGGUAUUUGCCUCGUUCACAGUUUGGGGAAUGUAUAGGAAUGGAGUCGAAGGAAUUUGCUGGGUUGUUGUUUGAUGCACUAGCUCGAAGACAAAACGUUCAUGGGGAUUCAAUUGAUAAAGUUCGCCUUAAAUACUUUUGGGAUCAGAUCUCGGAUCAAAGCUUUGAUGCUAGGCUUCAAACUUUCUUUGACAUGGUGGAUAAAGAUGCAGAUGGAAGAAUAACUGAAGAGGAAGUCAAAGAGAUUAUAAGCCGCAGUGCCUCUGCAAACAAACUCUCAAAUAUCCAGAAACAAGCUGAGGAAUAUGCAGCUUUGAUUAUGGAAGAAUUAGACCCUGACAAUUUGGGAUACAUCAUGAUAAAUAACCUGGAAAUGCUUCUUCUACAAGCACCAAACCAAUCUGUAAGAGGAGAAAGCCGAAUCCUGAGCCAAAUGAUAAGCCAGAACCUUAAGCCUACACAUGACCAUAACCCACUGAGGAGAUUCUAUAGGGGCACCAAGUAUUUCUUGGUAGAUAACUGGCAAAGAGUUUGGGUGAUGGCUUUAUGGAUUGCGGUUAUGUGUGGCCUAUUUACAUACAAAUAUAUUGAGUAUCGAAGACGAAAAGAUGUAUUUGAUGUGAUGCGGCAUUGUGUUUGCUUUGCCAAAGGUGCAGCUGAGACACUUAAAUUGAAUAUGGCUUUGAUUCUGCUACCGGUCUGUCGUAACACCAUCACCUGGUUAAGGAACAAGACAAAGCUAGGUGUUGUAGUUCCCUUUGAUGACAACCUCAACUUCCACAAGGUUAUAGCAGUUGGGAUUACAAUUGGGGUUGGAAUACACGGAAUAGCUCAUUUGGCGUGCGAUUUCCCUCGCCUGCUUCUUGCGACACCUGAUCAGUAUGAACCAAUGAUAAAAUAUUUUGGGAAGCAACCCACGAGUUACUGGCAUUUUGUUAGGCAUGUAGAAGGAAUUACUGGGAUUGUAAUGGUGGUGUUAAUGGCUAUAGCUUUCACGUUAGCCACACCGUGGUUCAGACGGGGUAAGAUGAAGAACCUUCCCAAGCCUCUCAAGAAGCUUACAGGCUUCAAUGCCUUUUGGUAUUCUCACCAUCUAUUUGUCAUUGUUUAUACUCUUCUUAUUGUCCAUGGAAUUAAGCUCUUCUUGACCACUAAAUUUUGCAAGAAAACGACUUGGAUGUACUUGGCAAUUCCAGUUUUCCUUUAUUUAUGUGAAAGAUUGACCAGGCUGCUUAGAUCAAGCAUCAAGGCUGUUGCAAUACUGAAGGUUGCUGUUUAUCCUGGAAAGGUACUAGCACUUCACAUGUCAAAACCACAUGGUUUUCGAUACAAGAGUGGACAAUACAUGUUUGUCAAUUGCGCUGCGGUGUCUCCAUUUGAAUGGCAUCCAUUUUCGAUUACUUCUGCCCCUGGAGAUGACUAUCUCAGUGUUCAUAUAAGGACUCUCGGUGAUUGGACAGGACAACUUAGGACCGUAUUUUCAGAGGUGUGUCAACAACCUACUGAUGGGAAAAGUGGCCUCCUUAGAGCUGAUUGCUUGCAAGGAACUAACAACCCCAAGUUCCCACGAGUUCUAAUCGACGGACCAUACGGAGCACCGGCACAAGACUACAAGAAAUACGAAAUCGUUUUGCUAAUCGGAUUGGGGAUCGGAGCAACCCCCAUGAUCAGCAUUGUGAAAGACAUAGUGAACAACAUCAAAGCCAAGGAAGAGCAAGAAGGUGAAGAAGAAGAAGAUAACAUGAAUGCCCUUGAGAACGGAAAUGGAGCAGCUAUUAAUAAAACCAGUCUCUCAAACUCCAAAAGAAGGCUAGAAAACUUCAAGACAAGGAGAGCAUACUUCUAUUGGGUGACAAGGGAACAAGAAUCCUUUGAUUGGUUCAAAGGAAUAAUGAAUGAAGUAGCUGAAAUGGACCGUAACCAUGUGAUAGAACUCCAUAACUACUGCACCAGUGUAUACGAAGAAGGCGAUGCUUGUUCAGCUUUAAUCACCAUGCUUCAAGCACUCAACCAUGCUAAGAACGGCGUCGAUGUUGUUUCGGGUACAAUAGUAAAAUCGCAUUUUGCCAAGCCUGAUUGGCGCAGGGUCUAUAAGCAAAUUGCUGUUAAGCACAACAAUGCAAGAGUCGGGGUGUUCUACUGUGGGAUACCAGCGUUGAUAGAGGAAUUAAGGCAACUAGCUUCGGAUUUCUCGCGCAACACCUCCACCAAGUUUGAUUUCCAUAAAGAGAAUUUUUAGAUAAGAUUUUCAGGGAGAUAAAAUUCGGUCACAUCAUUCAUUUUCGAAUAACCGAUUAACUUAACCGAUUUAGUCCAAUUAUUUUAUUCAAAAAACAAUGUCUUCAGAUCGGAAAAAGAGCAAAGCCAAAAGGAAAAAGAAUGUUGAUUAUUUACAAAA